Molecule: messenger RNA, 606 nt
Organism: Microthlaspi erraticum
Lineage: Eukaryota; Viridiplantae; Streptophyta; Magnoliopsida; Brassicales; Brassicaceae
Source: the annotation of a GenBank genome assembly
AUGAUGAGGAAUCACAUGCACCCUGUAGAAAUCGCUUUCCAAUCAGAGGAGGAGAUAUGGCAGAUUGUUGGAGUAUCCUCGAUCUGGUUUCAAAACGCGUCGGGGUCGAUCAAGUUGUUGUCGGAUUCAACUUUGGUCCAUUCAUUACUUGCCUCUACUCUUGGCCUUUUCCUGGGAACCAUCUAUUCUGUUCCACCAUUUAGAAUGAAAAGAUUUCCAGUUGCAACAUUUCUUAUUAUUGCCACGGUGCGAGGUUUCCUUCUUAAUUUUGGUGUGUACCAUGCUACAAGAGCUGCUCUUGGACUUCCGUUUCAGUGGAGUGCACAUGUGGCUUUCAUCACGUAUUUUGUGACAUUGUUUGCACUGGUCAUUGCUAUUACAAAAGAUCUUCCUGAUGUUGAAGGAGAUCGCAAAGCUUCAUACGGUAUUGAGAUUUUGUUACGCGGUUGCAUCGAGCUUUACGACACGGCUGGUGAUUCCACAGACGAAGCUAUGACGAACGUUAAAUCAGGUGAUUACGACUCUGUUAAAGUGAAUUUGAAUGCUGCUUUGGAUGCACGGAGUGAUUGUCAAGAUGGAUUCAUGGAAAGGAAGCAACAUAUAUGA